Coniosporium apollinis CBS 100218 is the source of this 894-nucleotide messenger RNA. RefSeq lists its product as uncharacterized. The record is from RefSeq and is a predicted model, not a curated record. Bases 1 to 894 code for a protein of 297 amino acids. The transcript has 3 exons. Lineage: Eukaryota; Fungi; Ascomycota; Dothideomycetes.
AUGAAGUUCUCCGCUACAACCAUCGUUGCGUUCGCCGGCCUUGCAGCUGCUGCUCCUACAAAGCGGCAGUCUGGCCCCACAGACGCCGACAUCCUCAACUACGCGCUUACCCUGGAGCACCUUGAAGACACAUUCUACCGCGAAGGCCUUGCCAAUUUCACUCAAGCAGACUUCGAGGCUGCUGGCUACGAUGAGACGUUCUACGGAAACCUGAAAAGAAUCUCGUCUGACGAGUCGACCCACGUUAGCUUCCUGACCGGGGCCUUGAAAGCAGCUGGUGCCACACCUGUCGAGGCUUGCCAGUAUGCAUUUGGUGUCACGGACGUAAACACUUUCCUCGUUACUGCGUCAGUCCUUGAAGGUGUUGGUGUUUCUGCCUAUCUCGGCGCCGCAGCCGACAUUAUGUCGAAGACCUACCUCACCGCAGCAGGAUCCAUCUUGACUGUUGAGGCACGACACUCGUCCUACAUCCGCGCAUCCUUGAAGCAGACUCCCUACCCGCAGCCCUUCGAUACUCCCCUCAGCAUCAAUUCAGUCUACACUCUUGCCGCGCAGUUCAUCAUCUCCUGCCCCUCAACGAACCCUGCGCUGCCCGUGAAGGCCUUCCCAGUGCUGGCUGCAUCCAGCAGUGACAUGUCGAUCAAGAAAGGAUCGACGGUGAUGCUGUCGACUCCGGGUUACAUGUUGAAAGCGGAGAACGACGCCCCAGUCUAUGGAGCGUUCAUUACGGUUACUGGCCCGAUUAUCGUCAAUGCGACCAUGGUUGAGGGCGGCUACGAGGUUGUGGUGCCAGAAGGCGUCAACGGCCAGAGCUACGUCGUCCUGACUGGAUGCGCGGACGCGGUCAAUGAUAACACCGUCGCUGCCGGCCCUGCUAUCGUUGAGGCAAGUUAA